Messenger RNA from Schistosoma guineensis, 1235 nucleotides. NCBI's taxonomy places the organism in Eukaryota, Metazoa, Platyhelminthes, Trematoda, Strigeidida, Schistosomatidae. The record is from the annotation of a GenBank genome assembly.
AUGGGUAUACUAUUUACUCCAGUAAAUGAUGAUCCAUAUGCUAAUAUUCCAAGUCAUAUGGCAUUUACCAGUACGUAUCUUUCGACAGUUACUGCAGACUUUGGCGAGGACAACUUCCUGACAUGCCCAAUUGGUAUACUUUUCACACUCGGUAUCCUGUUAGGUUCUGGUGGUGCUCAAGGUAGAACAGGUUAUCAAAUUGGAAAAACAAUGAGAUUGAAAUCGACAUCUUCUUCAUGGAAUUCUUCGGAAGCUCAACAAGAAAUGAAAUCAUUAUAUCAAGAGCUUAAUAACUCGCUCACUUCAGAAAAAACAUUCUUAAAUGAGAAAGAAGAAAAUGUUGUUAGAAUAUCAACAGGUAUAUUUGUACAAAAUACUUACAAAGUUGAAACACGUUUUAACGAAAGUAUUGCAAAUGAUUUUGAAGGAGAAUUGAAACAGGUGGAUUUUUCUAAUGGAACUAGUGCUACAGUUGAUAUCAAUGAUUGGGUUGAUCAACAGUCUAAUGGUUUAUUGGAGAAAUUCUUUACAGAUGAUAUUCCAGAUGAUACUGCGAUGAUACUGGUAAAUGUUUUCUACUUUAGAGAUUUUUGGCAAAGUCCAUUUGAGCCUCAUUACACUAGAAAGGAGGAUUUUUAUAUUUCACCAGAUCGUCAAAUAACAGUUGAUAUGAUGACUCAAGAAGGAGUAAUGAAAUAUGGAAAAUUCGAAGAUGAAGGAUUUGAGAUCGUCAGUAAACCAUUAAAUAACACACGUUUCACAUUUGUUAUCGUGUUACCUCUUGAAAAGUGGUCGUUAAAUGGUGCCACAGAACUUCUGAAUGGCAAUAAAGUUUUAAGUGAAUACGUAAAGAAUUUGAAAGAAACUACAGUGUCAUUACGAUUACCGAAAUUUACAUUGAAAAAUACACUUGACCUUGUGCCAACAUUAAAGUCUAUCGGUGUUGUCGAUUUGUUUGAUCCAGUAAAAUCUGAUCUGUCAGGAAUCACACCUAAUCACAAUCUAUAUGUGAAUGAAUUUAUUCAAACAAAUGUAUUAAAAUUAAAUGAAAGUGGAAUUGAAGCAACCACUGUAACUUCACCUAUAUUUGUGCCUAUUUCAGCCAUUAUACCAGAAGUAGACUUUCAUGUAACUCAUCCAUUUAUAUGCUUUAUAUAUGAUCAACAAUUAACAAUGCCGAUAAUGGCAGCUAAAGUAAUGAAUCCAAUUUUACAAUCGUAGUGAAACAAUCAUCA